CGCGCGCGCGCACACCCUUCCUCUCCCCUGUAUAAAAACCCUGCCGGCCGAGGCGCAAACGACCCGCGCAGAACUUUUCGCCCGCCGCCAGAGGGAAGAGAAGGAAACAGGUGUGAACCUUUGGCCAGCCAGGCCACGCCCGGCGAAAACCUCCCGCCCGAGAGUCACCCAAACAGGCGCCUGAGGCAAGGCGAGCCGGGCAGAGUUGCCCCAAACGCCGCCCCCCCGGACUGGCCCCUCCGUGAGGCUCCUCAGGGGUUAAACUGAGAGGCGCUUGAGGAGGAGGAGGAGUGGGACUGGGAAACUCGAGGGGGUGGAGACCACUUUGCUGAGAGGAAACGUUGUCAAUGAAGCCCCGGGGCUUUGUUAUGCAAGUGCCGAAGCAAGAUGUGAAGCUGGGGCUGCGCGGCGCUCUGGAGAGAAACGCUCGCUGCUUUGGAGAGGACUGUGGCUUCUGAAGUAUUACCCAGAAGGAGCUAGAUGUUGGAGCUGCAUAUAUUUGGCUGUUGCAACCAGGGCAGCUGGUGAAGUUCCUGCUCUCCAUCGCUGCUUGGAGCAGGUGGUUGGCACAUAACAACCCAGGCUGGAACCAUGGACUCUACCAGGGACCCCCAUGUGAAGGCCCUCAGUAGUGUCAAUGACUAUGUCAACUAUGACAUCAUUGUCAAGCAUUACAACUUCACAGGGAAGCUGAAUGAGAAAACAGAUAGUGGGAUCAAAGCCUCUUCAAUGGUUUUCAUCAUCAUUUGCUGUUUCAUCAUCAUAGAGAACAUAUUUGUCCUACUGACCAUCUGGAAAACCAAGAAGUUCCACAGACCUAUGUACUAUUUCAUUGGCAACUUGGCACUUUCGGAUUUGUUGGCUGGGGUGGCUUACACAGCCAACAUUUUGUUGUCCGGAAGCAAGACCUACACCCUAACCCCAGCCCAAUGGUUUCUGAGGGAAGGGAGCAUGUUUGUGGCACUGUCAGCUUCUGUGUUCAGCCUCCUGGCCAUUGCCAUUGAGAGGUAUAUUACAAUGCUGAAAAUGAAACUCCACAAUGGCAGCAACAGUUUUCGUUCUUUCCUGCUGAUCAGUGCCUGCUGGGUCAUCUCGGUGAUACUAGGGGGUCUCCCUAUUAUGGGGUGGAACUGCAUCAACAUCUUACCAAGCUGUUCCAUAGUGUUGCCCCUCUACCAUAAGCAUUACAUUCUCUUCUGCACAACAGUGUUCACUGGCCUCCUGUUGUCCAUUGUGGUCCUCUACUGCAGAAUCUACAUCUUGGUGAGGACUAGGAGCCUUAGGCUGACCUUUCGGAAGAACUCUGCUAAAGCCACCAGGAGUUCAGAGAAGUCUCUGGCUCUGCUUAAGACAGUGAUCAUAGUUUUAAGUGUGUUUAUUGUCUGUUGGGCUCCCUUGUUCAUACUACUUUUGCUGGAUGUGAGUUGCAAAGUCCGAUCCUGCCCAAUCCUCCUCCAAGCUGAAUAUUUCUUAGUUCUGGCAGUUCUCAACUCUGCUACAAAUCCUAUCAUCUAUACGCUGACCAACAAGGAGAUGCGGAGGGCCUUUGUCAAGAUUGCCUGCUGCUGCAAGUGUCCCACCACAGACUCUGGGACCAAAUUCAAAAGACCAAUCAUUGGAGGGAUUGAGUUCAGCCGCAGUAGAUCUGAUAAUUCCUCCCACCCACAGAAAGAUGAGGGCGAUACUCCAGAAACUAUGAUGUCUUCGGGUAAUGUCACUUCAUCAUCUUAGGAGUUGUCGUAAAGAUGAGGCAUGAGCACCUUGACAUCAGACAAAUGGGAACAGUUCUGCUUGCUGGUCUGCAAGCCAGAAUGAGAAGGCUAUGAGAUAAAAAGAGUGGGAUAGGCCUGAACAGAGAAAGCGAUGAGCUUACUUGGAUAUAAUUGAUGACAAUGGGGAAAAUCACAUGAUCUCACAACAUUUUCUCACUGGAAGCUUGUGUCUUCUUUUUGUCUUUGCACUGAAGCAACUUAGGGUUGGGUCAAGAUUUAAGCGUUAGUAACUCUGCAGGGCUGAAAUAUCAGUAGACAGAUACAUGUUGGCUGAAGGUCUGGAUGGAGAAAUCUUUAUUGCCCCCCAGUGGUGGGAUUCAGAUAAUUUAACAACUGUUUGAUUACAAGCACCAUUUUAACAACUGGUUCUGCCCAAGUUGUGCGAACCUGCUGAAUCCCGCCACUGUUGCCCCCCCUCCCCAAACCAAAUGUGAAUGUUGACAGCCCCUGAAAUACAGGUUUUACUAUAGCAAAUGACUGCCCAGCUUUCCUGAUUAUCUUGUUUUCUGCAUAGCAAGGAAAGCAAAUGAGUCAGCAUAUUUUAGGUAACGUGAUGAAAAUGUGCCUCAAGAUUGGUCAAGGUGCAAAUGACAUUUUGGGAUUUAACUUUCUGUUGAGAGCCAGUGAGAACUGGACACGAAGAUUGUUUGAGGAAUCCAGCCUCAUAACUACUUGAUUUAACUGAACUUUACUGAAUCUAAUGAUAGGGGGUGUUCAGAGCUAUGCCAUUUGCACCUUGGAAUUGAACUGACAAACAUGCUACAGUUAAUAUGGCACCUCAGCAUAUGGCAGCCAUCAUCGUGUUUAUCCAUGUUCUAAUCCUGUGAUACAGUUUAGAAUGAGAGAUGGAGAGACUAAGGCUCUUGAAGGCCUCUAUGACUGAAAAGGGCUACGAAGCUGGGUCUUUCUGUUUGUUGUAGCCAACAGUGUAUGUUCUGCUACAUCACACCCUGCAUCCUUUUUAUAUCCUAGACAAGUGUCCCCAAAGGUGCCAAGUUGCCUGCCAAUACCUUUUCUGGUACCCACCAAAUAUUGUUAGAAAGUGGGUGGGGCCAGAUCAGCCAGAUCGGUUUUGCCCUUCGGAACCUCUGAUGGGCCACUGAAAAUCUGAUUGACUAUGCAGAUU
Molecule: messenger RNA, 2898 nt
Organism: Sphaerodactylus townsendi
Lineage: Eukaryota; Metazoa; Chordata; Lepidosauria; Squamata; Sphaerodactylidae
Gene: S1PR1
Product: sphingosine-1-phosphate receptor 1
Exons: 2
Coding region: 592-1731 (379 amino acids)
Biological process (GO): sphingosine-1-phosphate receptor signaling pathway; angiogenesis
Cellular component (GO): membrane
Molecular function (GO): sphingosine-1-phosphate receptor activity
Source: RefSeq, a predicted model, not a curated record